Messenger RNA from Oryctolagus cuniculus (rabbit), 2614 nucleotides. It is a transcript of the gene SEC22B, whose product is annotated as SEC22 homolog B, vesicle trafficking protein. Gene Ontology annotation, molecular function: SNAP receptor activity. The record is from RefSeq and is a predicted model, not a curated record. Gene Ontology annotation, cellular component: membrane. Gene Ontology annotation, biological process: retrograde vesicle-mediated transport, Golgi to endoplasmic reticulum; endoplasmic reticulum to Golgi vesicle-mediated transport. Lineage: Eukaryota; Metazoa; Chordata; Mammalia; Lagomorpha; Leporidae.
GAGCUGUUUCCGGCCACCUCAGCGGGAAGCGGAGACGCAAGCAGCUGGGUUUUAGGCUACUGAGGAGGAGGUGUAACUGUUGAGGCGGCAGAGGCAGGGAAGACGACGCUUACGGCUGCCCGGGCCAAUUUUGGGUCCCAGUAGCCUGUGAAGAUGGUGUUGCUAACGAUGAUCGCCCGAGUGGCGGACGGGCUCCCGCUGGCUGCCUCCAUGCAGGAGGACGAACAGUCUGGCCGGGACCUUCAACAGUACCAGAGUCAGGCUAAGCAGCUCUUCAGAAAGCUGAAUGAACAGUCCCCUACGAGGUGUACUUUGGAAGCAGGAGCCAUGACUUUUCACUACAUUAUUGAACAGGGAGUGUGUUAUUUGGUUUUGUGUGAGGCUGCCUUUCCUAAGAAAUUGGCUUUUGCCUACCUAGAAGAUUUGCACUCAGAAUUUGAUGAACAGCAUGGGAAGAAGGUGCCCACUGUGUCUAGACCUUACUCCUUUAUUGAAUUUGAUACCUUCAUUCAGAAAACCAAGAAGCUGUACAUUGACAGUCGUGCUCGGAGAAACCUAGGCUCCAUCAACACUGAAUUGCAAGAUGUGCAGAGGAUCAUGGUGGCCAAUAUUGAAGAAGUAUUACAACGAGGAGAAGCACUCUCAGCAUUGGAUUCAAAGGCUAACAAUUUGUCCAGUCUGUCGAAGAAAUACCGCCAGGAUGCGAAGUACUUGAACAUGCGUUCCACUUACGCCAAACUUGCAGCAGUAGCUGUAUUUUUCAUCAUGUUAAUAGUGUAUGUGCGAUUCUGGUGGCUGUGAAGUAGUGAAUCCAGUCACUGGUAAGGGAGAACCUAGAAUCCAGCAGGUGUGUGUUUUCAGGAAGCUGAGCUCACAGGGAUGUAUAUUAGAAUCCAAGUGGAACUUCUGCCUCAAAAGACCUUGCAAGAAAAGACAUGUCCUGAAAAUGAAAGGUUACACCUCAUUUAAUGAAGCUUAACCCUAAGUAGAAAGUCUCUUUUGGGGGCAGAGUCUUUCUCUGGGUGCUAAGCCAUGUACGUUAGGGAACAGUAGGUUGUUUCAUGUUGUUUUUUCCCUCCCAGUUCAUUCUUAAAACAGCACUGACUGGGGCAUUCUCAUUCUCUAAUGAAGCCAUCAGUGAGAUUUAGCGUAGCCAGCCUGUGCUAGCAACAUUCUGAACUUCCUUCAAAGAAGGCAGCCCUAAUUUAGGAAGUUUUCUGACUCUAAUCAACAUUCCUUUUGUUGGUGACAUUUGUGACUUUCAGUAAUCAGAGCUGUGGAAGGCCUUUCGAACAAGACUCCACUAUGUGAAGGUUAAUUGCUGUGCUGCACAGAUCUUGUCUAUCGGCCCCUGUGGGAAGUUAACCUUUGUUGUUUUCCUUUUAUGAUAUUUUGCUUAUUGCACAAUUGCUCUAGGGUUAAGUGAAUUAUAUUAAGAAGCCUUGAAAUUAUAAUAUAGUAUUCCUUGAUUAAGAAGCUAAAAUGUUUUCUCUCAUUUACUUCUUAAACAAAAACUUAAAUUAACUUGGGACAUUACUUUAUUUUGCAACAUCUGGUUUUCUAUUAAUAUAAGAGUGAGGAUGGCAUAGCCAGAGGCCUAUGGCUUAGUGAGAAGAAAGGUAUAGCUUAUAACUAUAGCUUCAUUCUGCUCCUUUACUCAACUUCCUCUGCAGCAGUUACCCCUGCUCUUGGUUUUCCUCCUGCCACAAUUUGCUAACAAUUUUUAAAUUCUCUUGUGCCCAGUAAUUUCAUGUCUUAUCAACAUCCUCUCAGGAUAUUUUCAAAUUUCAAAAUAGAAAAUAUUCAGGUAUACCUUAAUUAAGUCUAAACUUUUUGAAGAUCAAAUACUCGAACUGCUAAGUACCUUUAUCUGAGGACGUCUCUGAGAGCACAUCAUUCCUGUUGCAGUUCAUGUACAUACUCUGAGAAUGUUCUAGGGAAAGAUAACUCAUUCACAGUAGCUCUUGUUAACUAAUAAAAGCACCUAUGAUUUUUCCCUUUUUUGCUCAGGGAUGAUGAGAAUUUACUUUUACCUUCUGAGGUGGAAUUUUUUAAAUGGGGAGAAUAGGCCUUUUAAAUAAUUAUCAAAAGGGUCUGCAGUACACCCUACAACUCUUGCACAUACUGCAAAUAUUCCUUUGAAUUAUACAGGAAAAAGAGCCAACUUCUUAUUUCUUACCAUCUUUGGAAAAAAACUUUAACCAACAGGCAAUUUUAUAACCCUAAGAAAUCAUCAAAAUACUGUCUUAAUUGCUGGUAGAGAAAAAAAAAUUCUUAUUUCUUUAUCACAAGGCAAGGAGAAUGCUUAUUUUAUUCCUGAUAAUUCACAAAACCAGAAUUAAUUUUUUUUCUUUCUAUUAUGAACCUUAAUCUGCCAAUUGGAAUUUUAUGCAUGAAAUACGAAGUUAACUUUUAUAGACAAUAAGUGCUUUUAAGUCUGUAGAAGGCUCAUUCCUCAGUAAUGAUAUUGAUUAUAAAAACCUUUUUGAAAGGCUGGAAACUGAGUAGUACCACAGCAUUUGGUGCUUCUAUAGAAGUGGAGAGCAGCUCAUUGUUGAGAGUUGCAUGCUGCAUCCUAAUGAUCAGCAAUGAAAUAAAUACUUCUAGAAUGUUC